AUGGAAAGAGUUCUGGCGCAACAUGCUCAAGAGCAUCCAGACGCUAUGGCCGUGCUGGACGGGCCUCAAGCCCUCACGUAUGGGCAACUGCUAGCCCGUGCCACAUGUCUGGCGGACAGGCUUCAGCUGAAAGACAAGGUUGAGGCGGAAGAGCCCGUCGGUAUUCUCCUCAGCCCUGGCCUGAGUCAAGUGGUGGCCCAAGUGGCCGUCCGUCUCGUCGGUGCAACAUGCGUCCCUCUCGAUCCGAAACAGCCCCAAAAGCGGAUCUGUGAAUUGCUACGUGAUGUUGCCGUCAGACGAGUGAUCGUUGAGGAUCUGUGCACCGAGCGGUAUGAAGGCUUCGACCUUCACCCGAUGGAACACCUCGAACCCGCGCUAUUCCGCCACGAUAAUCACUUGGUUACUCAGAAAGACUGUCCCCAGAAAGAGGAUGGACGGAGUCACAUCCUUUUCACAUCGGGGUCCACGGGAAAGCCGAAGCCCGUCCAGAUCCAGACAAGCAGCAUCCUCCAUUUGGCAAUGGAGAACAACAUGACUCCGCUGUCCUAUACCGAUCGCGUGACCGCAUUCAACAAUCCUGGGUUUGAUCUGAGUCUGUUUGAAACGUGGGCCACGCUGAUAGCUCGGGCGACUAUCGUGGUCCUGCCCAAGGGAGUCGCAACCGACGCAAGCCGUCUUCUUGCCUUCUUGACUGAGACUCGAGCGAGCGUGAUGAUCAUCCCAACGGCCCUCUUCAAUGUUAUUGCGUCGACAGCCCCCAAUGCAUUUCGUGCUUUGCGCCAUGUGAUAACAGCUGGCGAGGCGGCGAAUCCACGAGCGCUGCGAUCUGUUCUGGAGAAGGAACCUCCAGAAAACCUGUGGAAUGGAUACGGUCCUACUGAGGGGACUACCCUGACAACCUUGUACAGGGUAACCUUGCCGGAUUGCCUGGAAGACCGCAUCAGCAUUGGCCAGCCUAUAGGAAAAGCCAUUGUUUAUUUGCUAGACGAUAACCUGGAGCCUAUCGAGGAAAGCGGCAUCCAUGGCGAAAUAUGCAUUGGCGGACCGGGAAAGUCAGCUGGUUAUCUCCACAGAAAACGUGAGAAUGAGGAAAGAUUUGUCCAAAUACUUAAUCCACACCGGUACACAAAAGGCACAGGCAUAACUGACAGCACGACUGACGCUGGUAGUUCAAUUGUCGAACUGUAUCGUACUGGUGACAUUGGCCAGUGGCGACGGGAUAAACCAGGAUUCUUGGACUACAUCGGCCGUCGCGAUACACAGGUCAAGCAUCAAGGAUUUCUCGUCGAACUCGAGGAAAUUUCGCGGAUUAUGGAGUCAAGCCCACUCGUGGAAUCGUGUGUGGUCAUACAACGACCACCCUUGUCGGUUCUCCACUCGUCUAUCUUGAUCGCGUAUAUCAUCCCCAGUGGCGGGAAUAAGCAGAGUCAAGACGCCAUCCUUCGAUUUGCACAGGCCACCCUGCCAUCCUACAUGAUCCCGGAGCGAUUCGAACUAGUCACAACCUUUCCCUUGACGGCCAAUGGAAAGGUCGACCGCCAGGCUCUUCUGGACAGUUAUGCACAGGGCCCACGUAAAGGCGAGGCUGGAAGGAAGCGGAGGGUCGUUAAUGACACAAGCAUCAGCCCCAAUGACACGGACACGAGGUCAGUUCUAGCGAAAAUAUGGGAGGAGCUACUCCAAGUGUCCCACCCCACGCCUGAGCAAGAUUUCUUUCUUUUAGGUGCCUCGUCCAUUCAGGCGGCGGCUCUGAUAGCACUCAUACAACAUCGGCUGGAGCGCCUAAUUACCAUGGAUGAACUACAUACGCAUGCCCGUUUCUCAAGCUUGUGUGAUCUUCUUGACACUGGGCAGGCGCCCGGGGACGAUAGAUACAAGAACGCCCCAGAUUAUACGAGUAUUUGGGCGAACGACGUUGAUAUUGUCAAUGACAUUCCACUCGCUCCGGACUGGGAGUCGGCAGCGGAAGGGCGAGCUUUCCUCACUGGUGCGACUGGAUUUGUGGGAGCGCAUAUCCUCCGCCGACUCAUUGAGAGGUCGGGUGUGAAGCAGGUCGCGUGUAUUGCUCGAGCUAGAGACGGUCAGAGCGCCGCUGCUAGAGUGCAGAAGGCCAUGGAGAAAUACGAUCUGUUUCCCGAGUCAUUGGAGCUCUCCCAGAAAAUUUUGGUUCUGGAGGGAGACAUUAGCGACGAGAAGCUUGGGCUUGGACCAACGCAAUUCAAUUGGCUGGUUGAUUGGGCCAGUGUGAUCUUCCACGUUGCGGCCAAGGUCAACUUCUGCGAGUCGUACCAGGAACACCACCGCGACAACGUCAUAGGGACACGGAACGUUUUGAACGCUGCAGCGCUCGGGCGCCGCAAGGCGUUCCAUUACAUGUCGAGUAUCGAUGUCUUCGGUCCGUCGGGCAUGAUUCUAGGCACGCGAAGCAUCCCCGAAGACAGUCCCCUGAUAAAGCACUUGCCUGCCUUGCGAUACGACCUCGGGUACGGGCAGAGCCAGUGGACCGCCGAGGCGAUGGUGCGCCGUAUGCAGGAAAAGGGCCUCCCGAUCGCCAUCUACCGUCCUGGCUUUAUCAUCGGAGAUAGCGUCACUGGCGCCAGUAACCCUGAUGACUUUAUUACGCGAUGGAUUGUCGGGUGCAUGGAGAUGGGGACCUUCCCGCGAAUAGUUGACAUGCGAUUUGAGUAUUGCACGAUCGACUUUGUCUGCUCCUCGGUGCUCCAAAUUGCUUCGGAGAACAAGAAUCUUGGUCAAGCCUACCACAUUCUGUCCCCCGACCGGACCAAGUCCCUAACCGUUGAGGAUACCAUCAUUCUCCUCCACGAAGCCGGGUAUCCCGUGCGAAUGAUCAAUUACUCCGACUGGGUGGAGCAGGCAGUCAAGUCGGGUACGUCGGAAGGCGCACUCGCGCCGCUGAUGCCCCUCCUACAGGAGCGAGUGCUUGGAGAACUGACGCGCUGGGAGUGUGCUCAGUUUUCGCCAGUAUAUGAAUGCACGAAUACUGUUCGUGCCCUUGCCGGUUGCCCUGAAGCACAGUAUAAACCAUUUACCAUCGAUGUCUUGAGACGCAGCAUGGCAUUCUGGAAGCGGAAAGGAUUCUAUGAUGUGUAG
Messenger RNA from Aspergillus piperis CBS 112811, 3111 nucleotides. RefSeq names its product NRPS-like enzyme. NCBI's taxonomy places the organism in Eukaryota, Fungi, Ascomycota, Eurotiomycetes, Eurotiales, Aspergillaceae. The record is from RefSeq and is a predicted model, not a curated record. The transcript has a single exon. The coding region runs from base 1 to 3111 and encodes 1036 amino acids.